AUGGCACCGAUGCUGACCUGGGGCGCCUGGCGGGCCCAAGCCAAAGCCCAGCUCCCGCCGCCGACCGAGUCCUUCGCCGGCAAGACCGUCCUCAUCACCGGCGCCAAGGGCGUCGUCUGCAGCGAGGUCGCCCGCAUCCUCAUCCGGCUCGGCGUCGGGACGCUCGUCCUCGCCGUGCGCGGCAUCCCGGAGGGCCCCGAAGGAGAGCCGGCGCUGGAGGCGCUUCUUGGACCCUCCGCCGACCGGUCCGGCACGCGUGUCCUCGUCUGGCCGCUCGACCUGCUCUCCUUUGACAGUGUCAAGGCGCUCGCCGCCCGCGCGACCAAGGAAUUACCGCGCCUUGACGUCGUACUAAACGGCGCCGCUCGCUCUUCGCGCGAUAGGCAACUGACCAAGGAGGGUUGGGAGUACGUUCACCACCAAGGCGUGAUGGUCAACCACCUCGCACCCGCCUUGCUGACUCUGCUCCUCCUGCCGCUGCUCAAAAAGACGGCAGACGAGCACAACACCACCACCGUCGCGGCCGAGAUCGCUUCCCUGGGCAGCAGGAUGUCCCGCUCAGCCAUGCCCACCCCCCCAGCCACGCCCGCCACCGACGGCACGACGGCCUACCUCAGCGCAGUCAACGCCAAGGGCGAUUGGGUCUCGCGCCACCAGAUGUAUGGCAUUACCAAGCUGCUCUUCUGCCACUUUCUCCACGAGCUGGCCGCCCAGCUGCAGGCCCCCAACGUCCAGUUCCACAGCGCCGACUUUGGCGUGUGCAAGGUCCAGAAGGGGGUCAACGAGACCUUCAAGUCUGCCCUGCCCAUGAUGUAUCUCCUCGGCCGGGAGCCGGAGAUGUGUGCCAACGUGGUGGUCAACUCGUGCAUCGCUCACGAGGGCGCUAAACAGUCGUUCUACGUCGACUAUGAUGCGAUUGGGCUUCCGGACUUCAUGGCAGACGAGUCAGGCGUGAGGCUGCAGAAGGUUGUGUGGCAGGAGACCAAGGCUGUCCUCCUCAAGGUUUCUCCCAAGGCAUACGAUCAGGUGCUGCCCAAGGCUGGGGCUUCUAAUGCGGUUAGUACCGAAAAGCAAGACAAUGCAGGGAAGGCCGAGGCUGAGGUAGCUGGCGGAGCACUGGAGGAGUCCUCUACUGGCGUGACUGCUUGA
Messenger RNA from Thyridium curvatum, 1149 nucleotides. RefSeq lists its product as uncharacterized. NCBI's taxonomy places the organism in Eukaryota, Fungi, Ascomycota, Sordariomycetes, Thyridiales, Thyridiaceae. The transcript has 3 exons. Bases 1 to 1149 code for a protein of 382 amino acids. The record is from RefSeq and is a predicted model, not a curated record.